UCUCAGACAUCCAUUUUUUCUCUGUUGUCAUUCUUCUCUCUCAUCUUUCUCUCUCUUCAUACCGAACCAGACCAGCUUCCUCCGUUAAUCUCUCAACAUUCUGAUUUGUGGAAGCACUUUUGUCUCUUCCUCUCUGAUCCAGCACAUACUCCUCUUUUAUUUUUUAUUUUGCUCUGUUAAUUUGUUUUGCAUUAAAGUUCAUUUUUUUUGUCAUUUUUUGUGUGUGGUUCCUGACACUUGUUAAUCAUUUUUGUUUUUGGGGUUAAUGGGGUCCUAUUAUCUGCAAUUUUUGUGGUCGGGGAUGAUUGAUUUGGGUUGAAGGAAUGUAGCUGGUUCUGUGUUCUGAAUAAGGAUUUCAUCCUCGUUGAUUGGGGGUGUUGCAAAAUUCAUAAAUUUGAUUCAUUUAAUUUAUUAUUUGUCCUGGAUAUAUGCUAUACACCAAUUUAGUACUAAUAUGAUGAUGGGCUGUGAAAUCUUAUUGGAUUUGGGUGGAUUUUAGAAGAAAGUUUGGAUUUUUGACUCAGGUGAAUCUGAGGAGAAUCAGCUUGGUCUCUUUUUCACCCCCCCCCCCCCCCCCCCUUCUCUCUCUCUGUGUUUGUGAUUGUGCACAAUCACGUGCUGAAUUGGGCACAAUAUGGAUCAUGUGAUUGGUGGGAAGUUUAAACUGGGAAGGAAAAUUGGGAGUGGGUCUUUUGGGGAGCUCUAUUUAGCUGUUAAUGUACAAACUGGAGAGGAGGUGGCUGUUAAGCUGGAACCUGUGAAGACCAGGCAUCCACAGCUUCACUAUGAGUCAAAAUUGUAUAUGCUUCUUCAAGGAGGAACGGGGAUUCCCCACCUCAAGUGGUUUGGAGUUGAGGGAGACUACAAUGUCAUGGUUAUUGACCUUCUUGGACCAAGUCUGGAAGAUUUAUUCAAUUAUUGCAACCGGAAAUUCACAUUGAAGUCAGUGUUAAUGCUUGCUGAUCAAUUAAUUAACAGAGUUGAAUAUAUGCAUUCACGAGGUUUCCUUCACCGUGACAUAAAGCCAGACAAUUUUCUAAUGGGCCUAGGACGUAAAGCAAAUCAAGUGUACAUCAUUGACUAUGGCCUUGGAAAAAAAUAUAGGGAUCUUCAGACUCAUAGGCACAUUCCAUACAGGGAAAACAAGAACCUUACAGGCACAGCACGCUAUGCAAGUGUCAACACUCAUCUUGGAAUUGAACAAAGCAGAAGGGAUGAUCUGGAAUCUCUUGGUUAUGUGCUCAUGUAUUUCUUAAGAGGAAGUCUUCCUUGGCAGGGACUGAAGGCCGGCACCAAAAAACAAAAAUAUGAUAAAAUCAGUGAGACAAAGGUGUCAACUCGCAUAGAGGUGCUCUGCAAAUCAUAUCCCCCUGAGUUUGUAUCAUACUUCCAUUAUUGCCGGUCAUUGCGGUUUGAGGACAAGCCAGAUUAUUCAUAUUUAAAGAGACUUUUCCGAGACCUGUUUAUUCGAGAAGGCUAUCAAUUUGACUAUGUUUUUGACUGGACUAUAUUGAAGUAUCCACAGAUUGGUGGCAACUCUAGAGGGCGGCAUGACACUGGCAAGGCAGCUAUGUAUGGAGCCACACCUUUACAUAGACCAGAAAAAGUCUCAGUCGGGAAAGAGAUUAGAGAGAAAUUCUCUGGUGCAGUUGAAGCAUUCUCCCGAAGGAACCCUGCAAGUUCUAGUCCUCGUGCUGAUCAUGUCAGACAAAGGACUUAUGAGGAUGUAGCAGUACACAAUGAUUUGCACUAUGCCCAACACAGUUCCUCACGAUACGGCAGCAGUUCAAGAAGAGCCAUGGUCUCAUCAAACAAGCAAAUUUCGUCAGGCGAUUAUACUGGCAGGCUGACCUCAAAUGGGGGUCGUACACCUGGCCCGCAUAGAGUUCAACCUGUGUAUGAAACCAAACAAGCAACAUUUAUGCGCAGUGGGUCUACAAGAGGCAACCGUGAUGAUCCUCUGAGGAGCUUUGAGCUCCUCAAUAUCAGGAAGUAAUUAAGUAAAUGGGGGUGUCUUGUUGUUGCCAGUUCUAUAUUUUGACACCUGAAAUGCCAGCUUUUAUUCAAGAAUAUAGUAUCAAGCAUUAUGGAAAGAAACCAAAGAAUCAAUUUCAUGGAUAUUACUGAAUUACAAUUGAGGUCAUAAUGGCUUGACCUCCUGAUGUCAUUUUUGGAUCAAGGUGGACCUUUUUUUUUGCCCCCAGAUUGCAUCAGAAGAUUUCUCUCUGCCACCUAACUUGUUCUUAAAACGUGCCAAGGAUAAUUCAACCCGGAUUCUUUUUAUAUUUAAUUGUUGUACUAAAUGAAACUUGAGUUGUAAGUUAUAUGAUAUUCCUAUGUUAUUGUUUGUUGACAAUGAGGUCCAACACUACCUACUUGUAUGUUAUUUACACUUGCCCUUGAGGAUGAAAUUUAUUAA
Gastrolobium bilobum is the source of this 2419-nucleotide messenger RNA. RefSeq names its product casein kinase 1-like protein 6. The transcript is spliced from 14 exons. Gene Ontology annotation, molecular function: ATP binding; protein serine/threonine kinase activity. Gene Ontology annotation, biological process: peptidyl-serine phosphorylation; endocytosis; signal transduction. NCBI's taxonomy places the organism in Eukaryota, Viridiplantae, Streptophyta, Magnoliopsida, Fabales, Fabaceae. The coding region runs from base 635 to 1996 and encodes 453 amino acids. Gene Ontology annotation, cellular component: cytoplasm; nucleus. The record is from RefSeq and is a predicted model, not a curated record.